CCAAGGCAGUAGUGCAAGAUAGGGUAGGUUCAAGAUCGAGACGCGGCCGGCAACUGCUCAUGUCGUCAUUGUCUCCCCAAAGCUAGCUUCUGCAUAGCGGCUAACUCUUUGAUAGAGCAAACUUCUCACAGAUAUCAGCAAGGGUACUCGAUUAAAGAAGACGGUCACAAAUGACCGAUCAGCGCCUGUGAUUCAGAAGGAGGGGGGUCGCUCGGGCGGUGCGCCGAUUGCUAGUGCUCCGCCAGUACCGGGAAUGCUGAAGCCUCCAGGAGGACAGGCGCCUCCUGUUCCUAGCGGAGGAGCAGCUAAUCGCGUACGAAGUGACAGCGCAGGAGGCGAUGGCGGUAGCAGCAUUGCAGCACCACCGCAACUAGGUGGUUUGUUUGCCGGGGGAAUGCCCAAGCUGCGAAGUCGAGGCGGGGUUGAUACCGGGGCGAAUCGAGAUGCAUCAUAUCUGUCAGACUCAGAUAGCUCGCGACCAACGUCGACAGCGGCUGCUCCUAAACCUCCAGGAGCACCGAGGCCUCCUGGUGCGCGUCCUCCACCACCUCCUCCGUCUACCGAGUCACCACCCGCCCCUCCUGUCAACCCGUUGGUUGCGCAGUUACGAAAGCCGCCUCCUAAACCGGCCUCAAGACCAUCGUCCACGAUCUCGACAAAGUCUGCACCUCCACCUGUGCCAUCUUCAGCGAAACCGCCUCCUCCCCCGGUUUCUUCCAGAAAGCCUUCCGCCCCCGCUCCUCCGCCUCCUAAGAGUGCCAGUCCGGCUCCUCCAUCUGCGCCUCCGCCGCCGCCUGCUAUAUCUGCCCCUAGACCUCCUGCAAGAUCAACACCACCACCGCCGCCACCAUCAGCACCACCACAGCCGGUGAAUGGAGGCCUGGCGGCCUCAAUCGCAGUACAAGCCGCGCGAAACGCUUUUGGAAACAACCAUUCUCCCGCAGCCCCUCCUCCCCCUCCGCCAUCAUCAGCGCCUUCUGCUCCCCCAGCUCCUCCACCACCGCCUCCGGUUGCUGCUCCAUCGGCUCCUUCAGCACCACCACCUCCUCCUUCCCAACCUCUCCGAUCGAUGCUGGACCCAAGCUCAUUUACUCUUACGAAUGGCGGAUCAUCCCCGAUCGGAAGCCCUCGAAGCGCUUCAAGCCAGGGCCAUAUUACGAUAGAAGAUACCCGGUUCAAAUUUCAGAGCGAGAGUCUCUUCCCGAAACCCAGGCCUUUCUCAGGAGGGGUCAGAAAGUAUCGUGCUGGAAGGGGAAGCAGCGUGCCGCUGGAUUUGAAUUCGUUGGGUUGAAUAUGGGAUUGAGUCUGAUGGAUAUACCUCUGCGCGCCGUAUCCAUACUUAUAGCUACCUAGCUAAGCUGUAAAAAUGGCAAGGUUCUCUAGUCUCAGCUGCAUGCUGAUCAUUUCAAUUGGUUUUCCAUGGUGUACGUAGGGACUCGGGUAGUGUUAAUAAAUUCCAAACUAAAGGACUAAUUUUUCGUCCCGCAUUGAUCGUCUCCAGUCGUUGGCUUAUUUCCAAUGUUCUCAUGAGAAAAGCAUGGAUGUCACAUCCUCAGUAGGAUGCAGAAUGCGGAAAGCUAUAUAGUUCGACACCAUC
Molecule: messenger RNA, 1597 nt
Organism: Paecilomyces variotii
Lineage: Eukaryota; Fungi; Ascomycota; Eurotiomycetes; Eurotiales; Thermoascaceae
Product: putative proline-rich, actin-associated protein Vrp1
Exons: 1
Coding region: 254-1291 (345 amino acids)
Source: RefSeq, a predicted model, not a curated record